Molecule: messenger RNA, 2637 nt
Organism: Mollisia scopiformis
Lineage: Eukaryota; Fungi; Ascomycota; Leotiomycetes; Helotiales; Mollisiaceae
Product: putative 5-methyltetrahydropteroyltriglutamate--homocysteine methyltransferase
Exons: 3
Coding region: 185-2491 (768 amino acids)
Molecular function (GO): zinc ion binding; 5-methyltetrahydropteroyltriglutamate-homocysteine S-methyltransferase activity
Source: RefSeq, a predicted model, not a curated record
UCGCUUUCGAAUACAAUCAGAGAGCGAUAUCUUUCUAUCAACAAACACUUCCUCCCUCACGGCUGUAGAGGAUUCCUUCUUGAGAUCCCGACAAUCGGACCCCAGAAUCAAAGCACGCAAUAGCUGGUGAUCCGUCUCCGUAGCAAUUUUCAGUGCUGUUCCUCGACUCUACAACACCGCAAUCAUGGUUCAAUCAUCGAUUCUCGGUUUCCCUCGCAUGGGUGUCAAUCGUGAUCUGAAGAAGGCUACUGAAGCAUACUGGGCCGGCAAGAUCUCGCAAGCAGAUCUUCUUGCUGAGGCCAAGAGACUGCGCCUCGAGCACUGGAACAUCCAGAAGAAGGCGGGUGUCGACGUCAUUCCCAGCAACGACUUCGCUCUCUACGAUCAAGUUCUCCACCAGAUCCAGGACUUCGGUGCCGCACCACCAAAAUAUACCUCCCACGGCCUCAACCCCGUCGAUGAAUACUUUGCUAUGGGACGUGGUCACCAAAAGAAUGGCAUCGACGUACCCAGUUUGGAGAUGGUAAAAUGGUUCGACUCGAACUACCACUAUGUCAAGCCAACUCUACAAGAUAAUCAGGAGUUCAAGCUCACUGCCAACCCCAAGGCAGUCUCUGAUUUCGAGGAGGCCAAAGCUGCCGGUAUCAUUACCCGUCCUGUCCUCAUCGGCCCCGUCUCGUUCCUUCACCUUGGAAAGGCCGAUCGUGACCAAACUGUUCAGCCAAUCGACUUGCUCGAGAAGCUCAUCCCAGUUUACGUUGAGCUUUUGACCAAACUCAAGGCUGCUGGUGCCGAGACCGUCCAGAUUGAUGAGCCAACUCUCGUCUACGAUCUCCCAGCUAAGACGAAGGCUGCAUUCAAGCCAGCUUACGAAAAGUUCGCUGCUCUCGGAGACAAGAUCCCAAAGAUUGUCUUCGCUACUUACUUCGGUGACAUUGUUCACAACAUCGAAGUCCUCCCCAAAGAUGUCUACGCUGUUCACGUUGACCUUGUCCGCAACCCAGAGCAACUCGACACUGUGAUCAGUGCAUUGGGCUCAAAGACUGUUCUCUCUGCUGGUGUCGUCGAUGGACGAAACAUCUGGAAGACCAACCUGAAGCGUGCUAUUGAGACUGUGGAGACUGCCAUCCAAAAUCUCGGCAAAGACCGUGUCAUUGUUGCCACCUCUAGCUCUCUUCUCCACACCCCACACACUCUCGCAAGCGAGAAGAAGCUUGAUCCUGAAAUCGCCGAUUGGUUCUCUUUUGCUUGCGAAAAGGCUGUUGAGGUUUCUGUGAUUGCUAAGGCUGUCACUGAGGGCCCAGCGUCUGUUCGUGAGCAACUUGAGGCGAACGCAAAGUCGAUCCAGUCCCGUGCAACAUCCAAGCGCACCAACGACCCUGCUGUCAAGACCCGCCAAUCUAAGAUCACCCCCGACAUGUACAACAGAAGAUCCGAAUUCCCAACCCGUAUCGCCGAGCAACAACGAACUCUCGGACUUCCUCUCUUCCCAACUACCACUAUUGGCUCUUUCCCUCAAACCAAGGAGAUCCGUAUCCAACGUAACAAGUUCACCAAGGGUGAGAUUACUGCUGGGGAGUACGAGAAGUUCAUCGAGAAGGAGAUUCAAGACGUUGUCAAGAUUCAAGAGGAGCUUGAUCUCGAUGUCUACGUCCACGGUGAACCCGAGCGAAACGACAUGGUGCAAUACUUCGGCGAGCGUCUUGAUGGUUAUGCCUUCACCACCCAUGCCUGGGUUCAAUCUUACGGUUCCCGAUGCGUCCGACCUCCUAUCGUUGUUGGUGACAUCUCCCGACCAGCACCAAUGACAGUUAAGGAAUCGAAGUACGCUGUCUCUAUCUCCAAGAAGCCAAUGAAGGGCAUGUUGACUGGUCCCAUCACAUGUCUCCGAUGGUCUUUCCCUCGUGAUGACGUCCACCAAUCUGUCCAAGCCGAACAACUUGCCCUCGCUCUGCGUGAUGAAGUUGUUGACCUUGAGGCUGCUGGUGUCUACGUCAUCCAAGUCGAUGAGCCAGCUCUUCGAGAAGGUCUUCCUCUCCGUGCUGGCAAGGAACGUGAGGCUUACCUGAAGUGGGCUGUUGAGUCAUUCCGUCUGUCCGUCUCUGGUGUUAAGGACUCUACCCAAAUCCACUCUCACUUCUGCUACUCCGAAUUCCAAGACUUCUUCCACGCCAUUGCGGCUCUCGACGCUGAUGUCCUCUCCAUUGAGAACAGCAAGUCAGAUGCCAAGCUCCUCAAAGUCUUCGUCGAUGAGGUUUACCCUCGCCACAUCGGUCCCGGUGUUUACGACAUCCACUCUCCUCGUGUUCCCAGCGAGCAAGAGAUCAAGGACAGAAUCGAUGAGAUGUUAGUCUACCUCAAGCCAGAACAACUCUGGAUCAACCCUGACUGUGGUCUCAAGACCCGUCAAUGGGCUGAGACCAAAGCUGCGCUCAUCAACAUGGUCAACGCCGCCAAAUUCUACCGCCAAAAGUAUGCUUCCACCAAGUAAAUAAUACCAUUUUUUAUUUCAUUUCAUUUGUCUGGAGAUGAUAGCGGGCGAAGCGGAUGACUUUAUGACUUCAACGAUCUCAACAUCGGCGUUCAUGGGCAUAAAGACAAAAGCUAUUCUGGGGGCGACAUAAAUUGGGGGUUCAA